UUACUGCAAAACAUGUCAAAAUUUAUCAGCUUAACACAUUGGUUACUCGUAUUAAUGAUGCUCGUUAGUGAAGAAUUGGCCGAAGGAAGAACUAUUUCAAACUCAGUGAACAAAGCAAUAAUCAAAACUAUUAAGGCUGAAAAUGAAGAAAUCAUUGAUUGUUAUGAUAUCUACAAGCAACCUAGUCUUAACCAUCCAUUACUUCGUAAUCACACGAUACAGAUGAAACCAAGUUUAUACCCGGAAGGAAUGGAAUCAGGUAAUUUGGGAACACUUCAACUCACACAAACUUGGCAUCAUUAUGGAUCAUGCCCGAAAAGAACUGUCCCCUUACGGAGAAAGGGGAAAAAUUAUAAUCCAACACCUUCACGUAAACAUCAUCGUAUAAAACAAUCUCAUUAUAAUAAGACUCCUAAUACGUCACAACAAAGCAAUUUUCAAAACAUUCACGAGUACGCGACAAUUGAGGCACGAGGAAAUUUUCUAGGAGCACAAGCAAAAAUAAAUCUUUGGAAACCGGUUAUUGAAACGCAAGCUGAAUUAAGUUUAUCCCAAAUUUGGGUUGUAGCCGGUGAUGGAAAAGAAACUAUCGAAACUGGAUGGAUAGUUGAUCGACUUGUGUAUAGUGAUUAUGAGACCAGAUUCUUCGUAUUUUGGACGGUGGACGGAUACAAAAAAUUAUUUUGCUAUAACGACGAAUGUGAUGCUUUUGUACACACAUCGUCAAGUAUCGCCCUUGGUUGCAGUUUCACCGAGUUGUCAACUUUCAAUGGAGACCAAAAGGAUGCCACCUUCAGUAUUCACAAGGAUCGAAGUAAUGGAAAUUGGUGGGUACAAUUACAAGGUGAACCGAUUGGUUAUUAUCCAAAUUCUCUCUUCACUGAAUUAUCGAGGAAAGCAACAGCAGUGCAAUGGGGUGGUGAAAUUGUUAAUACCAAAAGUAAAGGGAGGCAUACUACGACUCAAAUGGGUAGCGGUCAUUUCCCUUCGGAAGGUGGUUUGAAAACAUCGAGUUAUUUCAAUUGGGUUCAAGUAGUUGAUGAAACUUACAUGACCAUGGACCCUAAAGAUUUUUCCAUACAAACUACAAAUUCAGACUGUUAUGAUUUAAAGAUUGAUGACGACCAUCAUGAUACAAAUGGUUUCGGUUUUUAUUAUGGAGGUCCCGGCUAUAAUGAAAAAUGUCAAUGA
Papaver somniferum (opium poppy) is the source of this 1191-nucleotide messenger RNA. RefSeq lists its product as uncharacterized. The transcript has 7 exons. The coding region runs from base 13 to 1191 and encodes 392 amino acids. The record is from RefSeq and is a predicted model, not a curated record. NCBI's taxonomy places the organism in Eukaryota, Viridiplantae, Streptophyta, Magnoliopsida, Ranunculales, Papaveraceae.